Messenger RNA from Pseudogymnoascus verrucosus, 4872 nucleotides. RefSeq lists its product as uncharacterized. The record is from RefSeq and is a predicted model, not a curated record. Gene Ontology annotation, molecular function: protein binding. The transcript has 3 exons. Lineage: Eukaryota; Fungi; Ascomycota; Leotiomycetes; Thelebolales; Thelebolaceae. The coding region runs from base 782 to 3943 and encodes 1053 amino acids.
CAUAAUUUAGUAGAUGCAGUUCUGUAAACCUUUUGUGUCCCUUUGAAACAGUUCUAAGUAAAACCACACCUUUUAUUUGCCUUCACAUCCCAUCAAAUUCCUUAUAGUUGCUGUUCCCAGCGGAAAGACUCUGGCAAGUAAGCCACGAGCCCACGGUCGAAAUCCAACCCGUCAUUACAUCCACACUGCUUUGUAUUCAUUGCUUGUUUUAUUCUUAAGUAAGAAGAGCUUCUGGCAUGUAGUUCUGCCAAUGCAGUUGCUGUUCUUAGCAAGGGGUCUCUGGCAUGUGGUUCUGAUAUACUGAGCCGCCUCAUAAGCCAGCCCUUUUUUAUCAUAUUCAAACCGCCUCGAAAUUAUUACAGUUACUACUCCACGCAGGAAGAAAGAGAGCCUCUUGUCCUGUGGUCUUGUUAUUCUCAGUCGUUUGAAAAUUAUCUCUUCUGCUUGUCUUCACAGGCCUUUGAGGGGAUUCCAAUUCAAUGCAGUUGCCAUUAUCACCAGCUAGAGUCUGUGGCACGUGGUCUGGCUGUUAAGCAUGGUCACCCACAAACCAACUCUAUUACUUACCUUCACUUAAUGUUUUGAAUUCACUUCAGUUGCUGUUUUGGUUCUGAGCGAGUUACUUCCUCGGAUUUGUUCCAGUUGCUCCUUUCAUCAAACACCUAUCACACCCAUCAUACCACUCAUCCGCUUUCAUCUAUUCAAGUCAUACUCGGCCUUCCGUAUUCUAUCCAUGCAUUAAACCCCCUCGAUCUUUGAACUGGAUUAGAUCUCCGUCAAUAUGGCUCCUAAUUCGGGUGACGGGUCGCCAUUCAAUGGUCGUGAGGCCAUCAAAGGGUUUCCGCACAAUAGCGAAGGUAUUCUCCACUACGCUGACGACUCGACUAUUCAGCAACCUGCUUCGGUCACAAAGAGCAGCAGGAAUAUCUUCAAGAAUCUCUUCAAGGGGUCGGGUAAGCCAGACAAAACUGGCAAAUCAGUUAAUGCCGACGUCAAGAAGCCAGGCUUCUGGACGUUUCCUGACCACCUCCCGCCACCGACGCCGGAGCAGAUUUUUCAAAUCAUGCAUGCCUCACCAGAGCACCUUGCUAAAGUAGCUGCUGAAAAAGAGAAACAAGAUGCUAAGAAGGCGAAAGAACAGGCGGCUGCACUCAAACAGCAAGGGAAGGUAUCAAAUCCGGGCAACCGGGAAGACAACAACCACUCAACUGAUUCGGUGAUCAUCUCACCGCCUACUAAUAUGAAAUGGUCAUUCGACGGAAAGUCCAUUAUAACUUACAAGGAGCCUGGCAAUAAUCACUUUAACCCCGAACAAACUGCCAUCCCACAUGGGGCCUACCAAAGAGAAAUGGUGCCCGGAACGUGGAACGAAUCUUCUGGGUCUAUCAGCGGACCAGCAGUUUGGACGGAUGUGCAAGAGGUUGGCGACUUUAGGUCGUCCUUCUCCGAUGACUAUCCACUCCAGCAUGUUCACGAGCCUCGAUCUGGACCACCGCAAUCGCGUCCGAUUGAUAUGCGGCUUCUUCGGACUGUAUACGAGAUUGCAGAGGCGGCAUACCUACCAGACCUCAGAAACAAGCAUGAAUGGAUCUCGUAUUUAGAACAACUCCGCGCGGGUCUAAUUAGUAACUCGAACCCUCCCAAGCCUCCCGUCAUGGACGAGCAAUUUUCAUUUUGCCCAGCUAUGGAUCCUGUGAACGAGGAAGGAAGGAUAGCUUCAUUGUUCACCAUCGAACGUGUUUGGAGCCCUCUUCAAGAAAGCAGGGCGAAAGAUCUUGUGCAAGCCUCGAAGGAAGAAUUCGCAGUCACGGGGGUAUCUAUCAGCCUAAUCGACAACAGCAAUGAGAUUCUCAAGGCCGAAUCUACCUAUAAUUGCCGAAUGAUAAAGCGAUCGGUGAGCAUUGCAGCUCAUGCUCUCUUGACCGCCGAAGUCUUGGUAAUCCUUGACACCACAAAGGACUGGAGAUUUGCCAAAAAUCCGCUGGUUGUAAAUGAGCCAUACAUCAGAUUCUUUGCUGGAGCACCCAUUCUUUCCAAGAACGGUGAAGCUGUUGGAGUCUUCGCCAUCUUCGGGCGCGCGCCGAGAGAUUCUUUCCCGGCGCUGCAGCGACACAACCUGGCCGAAUAUGCGGCCGUGUGUGCAGUCGAGCUCAAUACAGUUCUGGAGAAAUCGUUUUCUGAGCAAAGCCUCCACUCACGUCAAUCGGAAGCUAUUACUGAGGUAUGGGAUCCGACUUGCCUCGAGGGUGAACCACCAGCUAGACCUAGAAGUCUCUGGAUGCACGAAGAGACCCAUCGCUUGCUCUGUGGAGAGCCAAGAGAGGAUGAAGAAGAGAUUAAAUACCCUGCUACUUUCGAAGAGCUUAUGGCGGGAUUUGCUACUGAAUCAGAGGACGACGACACGGCACGUGACUCUGAAGAACAGCUCCUCGCGCCGUACAUGAAUGGAGCCCAUGCCAAUGUCACAUAUUAUUCUGUUGAUGUGAACUCGAGUACUCCAGCAAAGGAGAUAGAUGCUGUGAAAUCGGAUUAUGCGCUUCUUGGAAGCGAUAACGAGGGGCCAGACUCCCCCCUUGGAGGACGAUCCGCUAGGGGUUCAGAUUCUCCCCCUUCAGAGGGUUUCGUUUGGAGACCAGACUCUCCCACCUCGCGGGGUCUCACUCGGGAACUAAAGUCUCCUCUCCUGGCUGGUUAUCCGGCGAGGCCAUAUUCUCCAAUAAUGAGGACCUGCACGCCGAGACCGUACUCUGGCUCUGAUCUAACUUCUGCGGCAGGGGAACCCCACCCGAAUACACCAGAGCGCGGAUUUGAUGAAACCCGCCCGAAUACACCACAGCGCGAAUUCGAUGAGCAACGGGCUCCACCGCUCAGUGUGCAAGAGGUCCUUGACGGUGCAUUUUCAGCUCUGCGAAUCGAAUAUCCCGAUGCACCUAUCCGUAGGCAGAGAAAGAAGUCAAUCCGCAGCAUUUCGCAGCAUGAGGCGGAAAUCAAGAGGCUUCAGAUCGAGAGUGAUAUUCGUGCAGCUCACAUUCAAGCGACAAAGAUUGAUAGCUCCAGUUCAACCGUCGCUACUGGAAGCUUCAAUACCUCCGGGGGAUCAUCGACCCAAGCAACAACUCCUCCUACUUCGUUCAACACUCGGAUGUCUACUCUGGAGUUUGUGGAUACCCACCGGCGCCCACAAGCUGAUGCUGCUGCAAAGUCUGUUGCUCUUAACCUGAAAUUCGACAGAGUAUACGUCGCUGAGCUUUUUCCCACCAGCGAUUUCAUGACGCUAGGCGGAGUGGCUAUUACUGGUAUGGGUGUGAGGAUACUAGCAUCUCACAAUUGUCCGCCUGAUAUGAUCCUCGAUACGGACUUUCAUCUGCAGGUCGUCCGCAGCCCGCUCGGUGCCAUGAGAUGGCACGAUAAGGAUGCCCUUCCUGGAGCUACAGACAAAGGUCUUUUAAUCCGUCUUCAUUCCAAGGGUCCUUAUGGUAGUCAAUCAGGCGUCCACACUGGGGGCAUUGUAUAUGGUGCAGUCCAUCUGGCGCAGUCGCAGGGUGGGGAUGAUGCUGGGAUCACCCACGAGGAGCAGGCUACAAUCUUUGGCGGGGCCAGUGCAAUGAGUGCAAUCUUAUUCGAUAAAAACGAUAAGAGAGGGCGCAAGGACAGCCCAUGUGUCAAUUGCAACACUCAUUCCCAUGCGGGCACUCAUACUACGCCUGUUGCAGCGGCCAAGGCCGGAGGGGCUGGACCUGAGCGCUCCAUUUUUUCUUCAGCAAUUGAGGCUCCAAAGGCUAAAGACGCUGGACCUGAGCAGCCCGAUCCUGUCUCGGCAUUCGAAGCUGAAUACGAACAGUCUAAAUACGCUAUAAGUAAGGAGAGUAUGAAAGAGGCUUCCAAGGCUGUGGCGGAGAUUAUGAAAUUCGAUAUAGAGGAGAUCUUGUCCCCUCAAUGGUAAUAUUCGAUGUCGGCGUAUAUAUACCUCCCAGAAUCAAUGGGGGUAUUUCGUUUCGAGCGACUAUACCGACUUAUACCACCGGAAUUCGCAUUGUGUUCAACUGGACAUACUUUCAUUGGCAGUUUGUCAAGAUGCAAACUUGCUGGGGGUUUUACUUGUUUGGCUACUUCGGUGUAAUGGGCCGAGAAUCAUGCUGCUAUGUUUGCUACCGGACAGCAGCAACUGGGUGCAAGUUUACUGCGCCGCCAAUGACCCAUUCAUACAUCGCCGGAAAUUCACUUGUACAGAUUACAACUUUGCUUUCACUUUCUCAUUCUUCAUCGGCGGAAAUUCACUUGUACAGAUCACAACUUUGCUUUCAUUUUCUCAGUCUUUCUUUACUUUACAUGGUUUAUGAUUCAUGGCUCACGGUUCAUGGUUCACGGUUUAUGCUUCAUGGUUUAUGCUUCAUGGUUUAUGCUUCAUGGUUUAUGGCUUGUGGCCUACGGCUUAUGGUUUAUGGUUUGCGGUGCAUGGUUCUUGAUUCAUCUUUUGUUCUUUCGUUCAAGGAAAUGCCUUUAUUAUGAUGUCGGGGAGGUGCUAUAGGAGUUAUAUGCGGGGAGUUAUCUGGAGAGUGUACUGGAGGGGUUCUAUAUGGAUGGUUCUGGGAGUUCCUACACGACGGAUAGACGUACAAUGGGGUACUGGCGGUAUAUAUUGCAGUGGGGGGUUAUUUGAUGGGUUACAUUGCAGUGUCUCGUCUGAAGGUCAGGAGUCACUAGGUUCAUUUGCUUUUGCAUUAUACCCGAGAUUUGAGAAGAUGGCGGAGAAGAGAUAUGGGACAGUUUGAUCGGAUGAUUAUGGAGAUGGAUGAAUAUUCGCGGAGGAGAGGAAUGUACGAUAUGAAAUUGACAAUGGGAGGAAUAUGGGAGAAUAGGAGAAUGGGGUUC